AUGAGUGAAGGUCGUCACCGACUUUCUGAGUAUAAUAAGACUAACGGUGCCAGUAUAUGUAUGCUGAAGGAAUUAACGAUGAGGGCUAGUGAUGAAAAUAAUCUGGGCCUUUUAAUAAGAAAGAAACUGACCUCUAUUUAUAACAGCAAUUCAGUCAAGGUACCGGAUAUGCGCGUACGAAAAGGGUUCUUAUCAAUUGGAAAAAAUCUGACGAUUAGAUCUUCUCUCGCCUUUGUGAAGUUUGGAUUAACUCUCCCGGAAUGGAAAGGAGUGCCAAUAGAGGAGCUUCUUGAUGAUGAGGAAAAGGCCGAUUUGAAAUCUGGAAAGUUGGCUUACGGUUGUCUUCCAUUACCUGGUAUAGACAAUCUACCUUCAUCUAAUGCAGUGGACACUACAUCUAAUGUUGCGAAUUUACCAUCAUCCAGCGGUGCUAGUAGUAACUAG
This is a messenger RNA of Ostertagia ostertagi, 444 nucleotides long. Lineage: Eukaryota; Metazoa; Nematoda; Chromadorea; Rhabditida; Trichostrongylidae. The record is from the annotation of a GenBank genome assembly.